CUGUGCCUUUGUUUUGUGUUGAAUUUUUUUUUGUGUUUUUAGUUAUCGUGUUUUUUUAUAACUAUAAUUAGACCGUUUGUACAAUAUUCUCAAACAUUAGUUUGAAUGAAUUAGAGCAAGAAGAAAAUCUAAACGAAAAGCCUCGAAUCUGGUCACGCAUACUAAACUAUUUCGCACCUGCUCUGCAGGUUCCCACUCUCGUGAUGGCUCACUACAUCGAACAAGAAGAUUACACAUCGACGGAGGAGAGCGGCGCAGAGGAUAGCGACGAGGAUAUCAUCACCGAUUACCUGUCGCCUCUGGACGACAACGGCAAUUUGGAUGCAGCAGUUUCUGCAACGAGGAUAUUAUCCCCUGGCGCCGCAUCAGCCGCCACUGGCGCAACAAUUUCCAGCCGCUUUUUCGACAGCGACGACACAACAGAUUCGCCAGCUGUGAGAAUCUCAGCCGAGAUGGAAGCAGCCGGAGCUGCUGCUGCCGCUGCUGUUGCUGCUGGUUGCGAUGGCACAACAACGCGGACGUCGUCAGACGACCCGACGAUUAGCGCCAAUAAUUACGCAACCACCGCUGAAUCUAUUCCCAUCAUCAGCGUCACGCAGCAUUCACCAGCCGCUUCCAAAGCCUUCUUCAUUUUAGAGGAUAACCUUCGGCAGUUGCAUGGCAUCCAGGAGAGCAUCCAGCGGAUGAGACAAGUCAGCGUGCAGACACUACGACUGCAGUCGCAGGUGGGUCGGAGACUUCGCUACGGAGUUGGCGCUAGCUGCAACUGGAGUUUGUCUUGCCCGUCGCUGUGCAGCGGAAGUGGCCAAGUUUCGUCUUCUUCUGCCUUGGCUGGCAGCGGAAAUGGCAACAACAACGAGGCAGAUUGGCUGGCGGCGACACUGGCCGACUGGGACUCGCCCACUCCGCCCGGAAUCGUCCCUCAUUUAUGGGGAGGAGAUAGAGGAGGCGCUGCGAGUCAUAAGGCCGGGAUGGCCAACGGAUCGAAGCGACGUCGCAGUUGGGCUAGCCCGUGGGAAGUGGACGAGAUGGGGUUGGCCUCAGCCGGAGGCACAUGUGGCAUCACUUAUGAAGAGGGGGCUGCAAUUCUGGAAGGUGGCGGCGGUGGCAGCGGACGGACGAGGAGCAUCAGUUUGAGUAGUGGCGACACGGAUAACGAGCAAGAAGGGGGUCAUUCGUCAAGAGCCCGGCAGGCCGGCAUUGCCACAUCGUCGACGGCCUUAUCCUCGAGCGAACUCAAAGUCCUGGCCGGUCGCCACUCGACCCAUUCCCUCAACGACAUGGGAUUCCCCUUGAUUCCGGCAUUGCCGACGAAACAGCGAGGCAUGUCCAAGGAUGGGGACAGCAGAGAUGGCGAUCCUACCAAAUGGCUAUCGCCUCGAAUAAUGACGCUCCAAAAAUCCAUCUCCACGCCGUCGAUCCUGGCCGUCAAGGACGGCUCUAAUCUCUCAACUUUGACCUUGUCCAGCGUCAAAAAUUCAAUGUCAUCAUCGUCGGCGAGCGCCGGAUCUGCAAGUGGAUCCAUCGCGGCCGCCAUGGGCAGCGCAUCCGUCACGGCCGGCACGGCAGCCAAGGAGGCGCAGGCCAUUCUCAUGACGACCACAUCAGCCGGACCAACUUCUUCCACGUUUCCCCGUAUCUCGUCAUACGCCGGUUUGGAGAGUGAAACCGAUGACGAUUCGGAAUUGCAUUUGAACCACCACCACCACCACCUCAGUCACGAUCACGUCUCGUCCCGUUAUUCACUUGGCAGUUUCGUCGCCGAGCCGGGAUUCGAGAAUGACGACGACGCCAACUCAUCAAAGCGACGGAAGCGCGGCAGCAUCUUUUUCCGCAAACGCAAGGACAAGGAAAAGGACAAGAGCAAAUUGAAACAGCCGCACCAGUUUGUGCCCGUUUGCCAUUCGAAUUCGCAACCGUGCGACGUGUGUUCCAAAUCGCUGACCAACAAGGCCGCCCUGCGUUGCGAAAGUUGCGCCAUUACGGUGCACGAGAACUCGUGCCGCGAUCAGGUCAACGAUUGCACGCGCUUCAAAGUGCCCAAGAGCAUCCCGCUGGGAUCGAAAGUGUCCUCGCUGGCCAACCUGACGGGCACGGGCCACGCCAAACUGCAGUCGUCGCAUUCCUCGGUCGGCGUAGGUGCACCAGCAGCAGCAGCGGGACCCUUGACGGCCUUCAAUUCCAACUCGUCCAGCACGUCGUCGUCGUCGUUGUAUUAUUCGGCCUCUUCCUCCUCAUCGGCGGCCACGUCCGCCGCCCUUUCCGGCAGCAAUCACCACGUCGCCUCCGGAAACAACAACAACAGCGGCGGAGGCGGUGGUGGUGGUGGUGGCGGUGGCAGCACUUGGUCGGUUGCCUCCACCCUGCCGUCCUCGUCUUCCUCCACGGCCGCCGCGUCCAGCACGCCCGCCUCCUCCUCCCAGACGCCCUGCACGCCCAUCGCCAGUCCUCUGUUUGGCAACAGCGCCGUUAGCAAGCUUAGCGGCUUGUCGCAACGGUCGCAAUGGAAACGCGUCGCCGCUAAAUUGGGCGUCAACAAAUGCGGCGCUGGCGCCGAUAAGGAUUCCAACGAUCCAUCCAAUACUCUGAACGAGGAUCAGUCCAGUCAUCCAACCAACGAUGGAGAUGGACACGACACAAUUGAAGGAGUUUUCAAUGCGUCCGAUAUUAAAGAUUUGGAUCUGGACCCUGAGCUCGGCAUCCUGGACGAAGAGGCCGAGGCUUGGGUCGGCACCGUCGACAAGAAAAUAUCCAAGAAAUUAAAGGAGAAGGAAAUCAAAAGACAGGAGCACAUUUACGAGUUCAUCAUCACGGAAAAACAUCACUGCCUCACACUCAAAGUCAUGCAAAAGAUUUUCGCCGAAGGGAUGCGCCGAGAAAUGCGGUUCACCUCGGAAACGGUGGACAGGAUCUUCCCCUGCCUGGAGGAGUUGAUUGAAUAUCACCUGCAGUUCUUGCGGCGGUUGCGGCAGCGCCAGCGCCAAGAGUCGAUCGUGUCCACCAUCGAAGACAUUCUGCGCAUUCAGUUCUCGGGCGUGCUGGGCGACCAGCUGCGCUCGCUCUACGGCGAGUUCUGCAGCCGCCAUCAGGAGGCCGUUUCCAUGUACAAAGAAAUGAUCAAGGAGGAUCGCAAAUUCGCCGCUUUCGCCCGCCAGUGCACCAUGAACCCGCUGUGCAAGAAGAAAGGCAUCCCCGAGUGCAUCCUCUUUGUGACGCAGCGCAUCACCAAAUACCCGCUCUUAAUCGAUCCGCUCAUCAAAACGUCGAGAGACCAGCCGGACGAGUGUCUCAAACUGCAGCAGGUCCUCGGAUUCGUCAAGGAUAUUCUCAUCGGAGUCAAUGCCCAAGUGGCGGAAAAGGAGCGGAAGCUGCGGCUGAUUGAGGUGUACAACAAGAUCGACGCCAAAUCGGCCACCACUUAUAAGAAUAAGAAAUUCAAAAAAUCGGAUCUCUUGUCCAGCAACAGACGUCUAAUGUUCGAAGGUGUGGCUUAUCUGAAUCACGCCAGAGGAAAAGUUCAGCUGGUGACGGUUGUUGUUCUGUCCGACGUCGUCUUCUUCUUGCAAGAAUCCAACCAAAAGUUCCAUUUCGUCACUCAAGACAACAAAGCAGGAGUCAUUUCGUUGCAAAAACUUUUGGUCCGCGAGAAGGCGGGCGGGCAAGACACUCGCAGCAUCUACCUGAUCAGUUCCAACCCAGACGAGCCGGAGAUGUACGAACUGCAGUGCCAGAAUCCCCGCGAAAAGCGCAUCUGGAUCGAUACCAUCCGAGCUGCCGUGGAACAGUGCCCCGAAGAUGAGGAAGGAAACGUCAGCGAAGGGGAGGAACAGCGCAAGAUACGCGAAGCUCAAGACAUCAAAACUCGCCAGCUGAUUGCAACGCUGAGAGAAAAGGAUCGCCAAUUGGCCAGUUUGCUCGAAGAGAAGAUGGCCACCUUCUGCGAGCUGGUCGAACUGCUGGCCAACAACGAGGACAGCACCAGCUCUUGGCUGUUGCUCGGAUCGGACAGCGCCCCGCCCAAGUACAGCCACCUCGUGGAGCAGGGAUUUCAAUCGGUUCAGGCCAAGGAGACCCUGUCGCAAGCCAUGACGGAGCUGUGCCGUCUGAUGGGUUUGCUGCUGUCCAGCAACGUGGCCGCCAACUGGAACUUGUCGCGCAGCGUCAGCUCGGUCGGCGAGCGGCACAGCGAUACGUUUUCGAUGCCUUUGCUUCCGAAGCGAGCCGAGACGUUUGGCGGAUUCGAUCAGAACGGCAAAGAAAAGGGAUGCGUCAAAAAGAAGUCGGCCACUGAUUUGACGGCCGUAGAGAUGGGCAGUGAACAGCAGCAGCAGCAGCAGCAGCAAUUGGCGUCGUGGUCUUCGCACAUUCCGCCCGUUCUUCAGUUGAAUGGAGAACAACAGGCCGUGGGACUGGAAUUAGUGCACAAUGUCAGCACGUUGUUGUGUCUCCUGUCCAGUCAGGCGACGGCCUUCGAGUCGCUGCGUUCCGAUUUCUUGGCCGAAAUUAAGGCCAGUCGCAGCGGCACGGCGUUAUCUUCCGCCCCCUUCGGUUCCGGGCCUGCCACCCUGGCCAAAUUCCAGCACAAGGCCAGUCACAAUCAACGGCUGGAAGAGUUGCGGAACCUCCAGGAUCGGCUGUCCAAGGAGAAGGCGGAAUGGUCUCGUGAACGAGCUAUGCAAGAGGAGCACCUCAGUGAGCAGCGCAAACAGUUGCUGAAGCUGCAGGAGCAGGUCAGGAUCGAAAACACGGACAUCCAGCAGCAGAGGGAGAACCUCUAUCAGAAGCUGGAAGCUCUGCGCGGCCAGGGCAUUUUGCUCAGCCCCAACAUGACGAUCGUUUCGACAGCCCCGAUGGCGUCGGCCGUCAGUCCAACAUCGGCAGAAGAGACGGAUGUGACGAGCGCCUCUUCCCCACCGCCCCCUGCCGCACCUGCCAACGCCACGUCGCUCCUUCCUUCGCCGACGCCCUCCUCCGUCGAUUUGGGCAGACGGAAGACGAUUUCAGGGGGAUCAAACACAGCCGGAAUGGGUUCGGCUAGCAGCGCUGGACUCCACAAACGAGAAAGUUGCAGCAAUUUGCCUUUGCCCAUGAAUUUGAUCAGUGCCAAAAACGAGCAAAAGGCGGUCGUGGCGCUGGCCAACACGUUGCCCAUCAAACAACAACUGCCGAUGAAAUUGGCCAAACUAGGAGCCGCCAUGGCAUCGGCUGGCCAUGCAAGUGGGACGGCCGGUAGCGCCAACAAUGGCAGCACGUCCAACCACAGCCCGCACGCGAACGCGGCAUCACCUAGUGGCGCAAGUCUGGUCCAGCAGCUGUUGCCUCUACGUCUGUCUGAAAGUUUGGAGCACAAACGGGCCGCAUCCAAAAUUCCGUCAACCGAUCCUUUCAAACCGAAACUCAGUUCGAGCAGCUUCAGCCCACCGGCCAGCAAAAGCGAAGACUUUGUGGCCGGACACAGUCGCACCGGCAGCAGUCCGGCCUCGAUCCAAAUGCUGAGCCCCAGACACCACCACUACCAUCACUGCACGUCGACUACUACUGCCCCUAGCGGCGUUGCCACUGGAAGCGCAGGAGCAAAUAUGAAUCCACCUAAAAUACCCGACAAACCCGCGUCCCUUUUACUGCAGCAAGCGGCGCGAGGAUCGCCUCAGUUACCUCCCCCCCCGCACGGCCAUCACCACCAAGUGCAACCUCCUCCCAAAGUCCACGAUCCCGAAACGAAUCAAGAAAUCGUUUUCCUCUAAGGGAAACAAAACAAAACACCCGCGAAACAAAACCCGACACACACACACACACACACACACACACAAAAAGCGGCUGGGAUUUGUUUCUUAUUUAACCCUUGGCCUCGUCUCAUUUAGUGAUUUCACUCCAUUUUUUAAAUAUUAUUAUUUAAGUUUGUGACCCGGUUUCGAGGGUCACAGUUUUACUUAAGAUCUGGCAUCGUAGGAGAAGGAAUCUGGCGACGCAGUUCAAUGACGUGAUGCAAAUGGAGAAUGAAUCAUCAUGUUUUCUUGUAUCGAAGUUCUUUGCCCAAUUGUUGAGCGUAAAAAGCGAGCAGAACACGCGAAACAACUGCCAAAACGUUUUUCACUGGACGUUUUGGUGCGUGAAGACGACGUCGACAAUUGCUAUCCUUUUAUUUUUCCACAACCAAUGACGACCUUAUUUUCUGUUUUCGAAUGUGUAUUUACGUUUGUUUUUUUUUCCAGUAGGAGAGUAGAAUGGAAAAGCUCUAUUUAAACAAAACAAAAUGCAAAACAGUAAGUUUCGACAGUUUCCCUGGGCCUGGGUCGCUUCUGGGUCGGACGACGCCUAUCAUUCCACACCGCAUGAUUGUCUGGUAGCUAAAAGGACGUGGCGUAAUUUGGAUUUUUAUGUCAUUCAGCGGACAGCGUCGCAGAGUGUAAACAAAAAACAAUUCCUUUCUGUGAGUCCCCGUGUUUGUUUGUUUUUCAGACGAUCGUCCACCUUGCCGUCUCGUGAGGAGGUCUGUCGUGUAAGCGUGAAUCGUGGAAUUUUCCACAAAUUGUUUGCGUAAUAAAAUCAUUUUUUGGGUAUUUUCUUCCUUUAGCUCCUCCCCCCUCUUUGUGUUUUAAUGUCGCAGCGAGACAAAUCAACGUGUCAACAAUAUUCUAUGCACCGUAAAAACAAUAAACAUUACAGAGAUGUGUUGUAGUUUGAUGAUGUAUGUCUUUCCCGCUGUACGAAAUGUGUUAGCUACGCCCCAGCCACCAACUCCAACCGUAAUCUUUGACCCGUCUCUUUUCCAAAAUGUUCAACAAAAAUGGCGUUUUCCUCGACCUUUAUCUGUACAUAGGAAAGACACAGCAACCUUUUAAUCUCCUCCUCUAUCUACCAACGAUGAGGCACCAAUACUGUUGUGUGAAGUAAUACAAAAAUACAUUGACCAAAACGAA
Messenger RNA from Daphnia magna, 6920 nucleotides. RefSeq names its product rho guanine nucleotide exchange factor 28 (gene cyst). Gene Ontology annotation, biological process: regulation of Rho protein signal transduction. The coding region runs from base 204 to 5744 and encodes 1846 amino acids. Gene Ontology annotation, molecular function: guanyl-nucleotide exchange factor activity. The transcript has 23 exons. Lineage: Eukaryota; Metazoa; Arthropoda; Branchiopoda; Diplostraca; Daphniidae. The record is from RefSeq and is a predicted model, not a curated record.